AACUAAAAGCUCGUCUGCAAAUUUCCCGCUCACCUUGCUUGCUUCUCUUCCAUGACAAUUCUCCCUUCUCCUCUAUUUCGUUAGGGUUUCACCUGAACUCCCAGCAUUCCCCGACCAUCCUCCGCAAUGGUUUCCGCGAAGCAGCUACUCUCCACUAUCGAAGUCACUCUGCUCGCUCCUUCGCCUCCGUCACCGGCUCAGAGGAUCGAACUCCUCCAUGCCAUACGCGCAUCUCUGCCUUCCUUGAAGUCCCUCCUCAACUAUCCUCCUCCGAAGCAGUCUGACCGUGCGCAAGUUCAGUCCAAGGAAGUUAGGCUGCCGGAUUCACCACCAAUUUCACUAGAUGACCAGGACGUGCAAAUUGCCUUGAAGUUGAGUGAUGAUCUCCAUUUGAAUGAGAUAGACGCUGUUCAAUUGAUUGUAUCUGCCAAUCAAGAGUGGGGUUUGAUUGGACGAGAGCCAUCAGAAAUAUUUCGCCUUGCAGCUGGACUUUGGUAUACUGAGAGACGAGAUCUACUAACAGCACUCUAUACACUGUUUAGGGCUGUUGUUCUUGAUCAGGGUCUUCCAGCAGAACUUCUGUCGGAGAUUCAAAAACAUUUAGAAGAUCUGAUCAAUGGUGGUCUUAGGCAGCGGUUGAUUUCUCUAAUAAAGGAACUUAAUCGUGAAGAACCAGCUGGUUUAGGUGGACCUCUCAGUGAGCCAUAUGUUCUUGAUUCUAGAGGUGCCCUUGUUGAGCGGCGAUCGGUUGUUUGUAGGGAGAGGCUGGUCCUGGGACACUGCCUUGUCCUUUCACUUCUGGUCGUUAGGAUAGGUUCAAAAGAUGUCAAGGAUAUCUUUCAGAUUUAUAAAGAUAGCACUGUUGAACUUACAGAGGACAGUAGCACAUUGAAACGCCAGAUAUCAUUCAGUCUUUUCUUCAGCCUUGUCAUUGCAUUUGUAUCAGAUGCCCUUAGUGCAGUCUCUGAAAUGGCACCAGUUCUGGCUCGUGAUGCCACAUUUAGGAAAGAAUUUCAUGAAACAGUGAUGUCCUCAGGCAGUGAUCUAAAGAUGGAGGGCUUUAUAGGGGGUGUACGGCUUGCAUGGUCUGUGCAUUUGAUGUUAGUGCUUGAUGGGAGUUCUCAGAAGGAGGGAGCUUCAGUUCAUUCAUCAAAUGAUUUAGGAUAUCUGAAUUCGUGCAUGGACUCUAUUUUCGCAAACAAUGUUUUCCAGUUCUUAACUGAAAACAUCCUUCGAACUGCAGCCUACCAGAAUGAUGACGAGGAUGUGGUUUAUAUGUACAAUGCAUACCUCCACAAGCUGAUCACUUGUUUCUUAUCGCAUCCUCUUGCCAGGGACAAGGUCAAAGAGUCAAAGGACAAAGCAAUGAGUUUGCUUAAUUCAUAUCGUGUGGCUGCCUCACAUGGUUUGUCACAUGAUGGGAGCUAUCUGUCUCAAGCAUCCAUUGAAUCUAGGAAUGUGCCAUUUGUAUCUCUGCUGGAGCUUGUCAGUGAAAUAUAUCAGAAGGAGCCAGAGCUGUUGUCUGGUAAUGACGUGAUAUGGACAUUUGUGAAUUUUGCUGGAGAGGAUCAUUCUAAUUUUCAAACACUAGUGGCUUUCUUGAAUAUGCUUGGUACUUUGGCGUCAAGUCAUGAAGGCGCUGCAAAAGUUUACGAGCUACUUCAAGGCAAAGCAUUCCGCUCUGUUGGGUGGAGCACUUUGUUUGAUUCCUUGACUAUAUAUGAUGAGAAGUUCAAGCAAACCCUUCAGACUGCUGGAGCUAUGUUACCAGAAUUUCCAGAGGGAGAUGCUAAAGCACUUGUUGCAUAUUUGAAUGUUCUUCAGAAGGUUAUAGAACAUGGACCUCCCACUGAAAGAAAGGACUGGUUUCCUGAGAUUGAACCACUAUUCAAGCUCCUCAGUUAUGAAAAUGUGCCACCGUAUUUGAAGGGUGCUCUGCGAGAUGCCAUCACGACUUUUGUACGUGUGUCUCCUGUCUUAAAAGAUUCUAUAUGGCGUUACCUGGAGCAGUAUGAUUUACCAGUGGUUCUAGGCGGGAAUAGUGGAACGGGAGCACAGGUUUGUCUUGGUCAGGUUUAUGACAUGCAAUAUGAACUGAACGAGGUGGAAGCGAGGAGAGAAAGAUAUCCUUCAACUAUUUCAUUCCUUAACCUGCUAAAUACUCUUAUUGCCGAGGAAAAGGAUGCAACUGAUAGAGGGAGAAGAUUCAUAGGCAUCUUUCGGUUCAUAUAUGAUCAUGUAUUUGGACCAUUCCCUCUCAGAGCAUAUGCAGAUCCUCUAGAAAAAUGGCAAUUGGUGGUUGCGUGCCUACAGCAUUUCCAUAUGAUGCUGAGCAUGUAUGAUAUUCAAGAUGAUGACAUUGAUAGUGUUGUUAGUCAGUCUCAGCUAUCGACAGUAGCACAAGUGUCUCAGCUACAGAUGCAGCUUCCUGUCUUGGAGUUGCUGAAGGAUUUCAUGAGUGGCAAGACUGUUUUCCGAAACAUCAUGGGCAUCCUUAUGCCAGGAGUCAACUCAAUCAUCAGUGAACGGACUAGUCAAAUACAUGGACAACUCGUGGAAAAAGCUGUCCGAUUAUCUUUAGAAAUUAUAAUUCUCAUCUUGGAAAGGGACUUGCUUGUUUCUGAUUACUGGCGUCCACUGUACCAGCCUUUGGAUAUUAUACUAUCCCAAGAUCACAAUCAAAUCAUUACACUGCUCGAGUAUGUCAGAUAUGAUUUUCUUCCACAAAUUCAACAGUGCUCUAUAAAGAUAAUGAGUAUUAUUAGUUCUCGAAUGGUAGGGCUUGUGCAACUACUGUUAAAGUCCAAUGCAGCAGCUUCUUUGGCCGAGGAUUAUGCAGCUUGCCUUGAGUUACGGUCUGAAGAGUGCCAGCUAAUAGAAAACAGUGCCGAUGAUCCUGGGGUCCUUAUAAUGCAGCUUUUGAUAGAUAAUAUUGGUCGGCCUGCUCCAAAUAUCACACAUCUGCUUCUUAAGUUUGAUGUUGAUGGCUCAGUUGAACGGACAGCUCUUCAACCAAAGUUUCACUACAGUUGCUUGAAGGUUACUCUUGAAAUCUUGGAGAAUCUAGCGAAGCCAGAAAUAAAUGCUUUACUUCAUGAAUUUGGUUUCCAGCUGCUUUAUGAGUUGUGUUCAGAUGCAUUAACAUGCGGGCCUGUUAUGGAUUUGCUCAGCAACAAAAAGUAUCAGUUCUUUAUUCAGCACCUGGAUACGAUUGGGGUUGCUCCGCUGCCAAAACGAAAUAACAGCCAGCCACUACGCAUCAGCUCUCUCCACCAGAGAGCUUGGCUGUUGAAGCUUCUAGCCAUAGAAUUGCAUUCUGGUUAUUUGGAUGUCCACAGUCAUCGAGAAGCAUGUCAGAGCAUACUAGCUCAUAUUUUUGGGGGAGACAUGAUUGAGAUCGGGGCUGAUCAUACCACUUUUGACUCCUUUCUCCGCGGUGGGAUUGAACAUAGUGGAAACCAGACAAUGAGCAAGAGUAAGUUGUUGGAGUUGCUUGAGGUCAUUCAGUUCCGGUCUCCAGAUGCUACGGUGAGGCUUUCACAAGUUAUUUCUAAUGCGAAGUAUGCUUUACUGGCAGAGGACAUACUAGGAGAUCCAACAACUUCUGUGAAAGGUGGGGUCUACUAUUAUUCUGAGCGUGGUGAUCGUCUUAUUGACUUGGCCUCCUUCCGAGACAAGCUCUGGCUGAAAUUCAAUGCUGCAUACCCCCAUUUGGGUAACCUUGGUAAUGAAGCUGAGUUUGAGGAUGUAAGAGAGACAAUCCAACAUUUGCUGAGGUGGGGAUGGAAGUACAAUAAAAACCUUGAGGAACAAGCUGCACAACUGCACAUGUUAACUGGGUGGUCACAUGUUGUUGAGGUCUCUGCCUCCAGACGAAUAUCCACCCUUGAAAACCGUUCUGAAAUUUUGUACCAGGUUCUUGAUGCCUCUCUGACUGCAUCUGCUUCUCCAGACUGUUCAUUGAAGAUGGCAUUUGUGCUAAGUCAGGUUGCACUUACAUGCAUGGCUAAACUACGCGACGAAAGAUUUCUCUGCCCUGGUGGCUUGAAUUCUGAUAGUAUCACAUGUCUGGAUAUCAUUAUGGUAAAACAACUGCCGAAUGGUGCUUGUCACUCCAUUUUGCACAAGCUAAUCAUGGCUGUGAUGAGAAACGAGUCAUCAGAAGCCUUGCGGAGACGCCAAUAUGCGUUACUUCUUAGCUAUUUCCAGUACUGUCAGCAUACACUUGAUCCUGAUGUUCCGACUACAGUUCUCCAAUUCUUGUUGCUGGAGGAGCAGGAUAAUGAAGAUCUGGAUCUUCAGAAGAUUGACAGAGAGCAGGCUGAGCUGUCCCGUAUUAAUUUCACACUAAUAAGGAAAGAAGGUCAGGCCAUCUUAGAUUUGAUAAUAAAGGAUGCAUCUCAAGGCAGUGAACCUGGGAAAACUAUAGCGCUUUAUGUGCUGGAUGCAUUGAUUUGUAUUGAUCAUGAGAGAUAUUUCUUUAGUCAAUUUCAAAGCAGGGGAUUCUUAAGGUCUUGCUUUAUGAACAUUAGCAACACUUGCCAUCAGGAUGGGGGGCAUUCACUAGAUUCAUUGCAGCGAGCAUGCACACUCGAGGCUGAACUUGCACUGCUACUGAGAAUUAGCCACAAGUAUGGGAAGACUGGCUCCCAAGUGCUAUUUUCUAUGGGUGCUUUAGAGCACAUUGCUUCAUGCAGGACAGUUACCCUGCAGGUGACAGGUAGCUUGAGGAGGUUUGAUCCUAAGAGUAGACGAAACGUUGCAGUUGACAUUGACAGACAAAGAAUGAUAGUGACGCCUAUUUUGAGAUUGGUGUUCUCAUUAACAUCACUGAUCGAUACAGUGGACAUCUUUGAGGUUAAGAACAAAAUUGUACGGGAAGUUAUAGAUUUUGUGAAAGGACACCAACUGCUCUUCGAUCAAAUUCUUCAUGUAGACAUUUAUGAUGCUGAUGAGUUGACAAUAGAGCAGGUCAAUCUUGCGGUUGGUAUACUAAGCAAGGUGUGGCCUUAUGAAGAGAGCAAUGAGUUUGGUUUUGUUCAAGGUCUUUUCAGUAUGAUGUGUGUUCUUUUUUCACGUGAGGUGGAGUCCAAUACUACAGGAAGAUCAGUUAAGUUGUCUGAGAACCGGAGGAAGUUGGAAUUGAACUCCUUAUACUUGCGUUUCAGUCUUAGUUCUUAUUUAUAUUUCCUGGUUAUAAAGAGGUCCCUAAGACUUCAGGUAUCAGACAACGUUGACUACCAAUCUUCUGCUAGCGUCCAUCAGCCGACGUUAAGACUGCUUGGUUCGCUUCUCAGCUUUGUGGCAACUUCGCUUGAGAAAGCGGCUGAUGAGAAGUCACAGUUGCUUAAUAAGAUUCGGGAUGUAAACGAGCUGUCCAGACAGGAAGUGGAUGACAUCAUCAACAUGUGUGUUCGGCAAGAAACUGUAUCACCUUCUGAUGGUAUACAGAAAAGGAGAUACAUUGCAAUGGUGGAGAUGUGCCAACUGGCUGGAAACAGAGAUCAGUCUAUAAGAUUGUUACUUCCACUUGCAGAACAAGUGCUAAACGUCAUUCUUGUUCAUUUACAAGACAGCUCUUCGGCAUCUGAAACUGCUAGUGCUCCAAAAACAAUUACAUAUGGCACCACCAAAGGCGAUUAUGUUGUUAAUGACGUGUCUUCGUUAUGUGGUCAUUUGGUGUCGACUCUAGAACGGCUUGAGCUGCUGAACGAGGAUAAAGUAGGGCACAACUUGAAGGUGUUCAGGAGAUUGGUGACGUCGCUCAAAGAAACCGCAAUCCAGAAAUUGGCUUUAUGACAAAGAGUUGGGAUCAACCAAAGUUUUUGUAGAUGUAUGCUGUGCAUCAGAAUGAUGAAUGUAGUCUUAUCUGUAUUCUGUGCCCUCUGAUUGCCUUUAUUGGCUUUCUGGCUGUUGUAAUGUUCUCGGUUUGCAUCAAUCGAUGAUACGUGCUCGGUUCUGAAUGAGACUUGAAUGUGUUCAUAGCUGAUGCUCAACGCUAUCUUAUAGAACUCAUUCUUAAAUUAAUGGAGGAUGCGGUGUUAAGUUGAGAUCGUGAUGAUUGCUCGAGUUCAUUGGCCUAAACCAAAGUCUUGGUUGUCGACCAUUGACUCGCUUGCUCUCCCUUCCUCUGCCAUCAAUCCAUAUCAUCCCCAACUAGCUCGCCUUUCUCCUAGCUAUACUACUGCUAGUUUCUCUC
Linum tenue is the source of this 6199-nucleotide messenger RNA. The record is from the annotation of a GenBank genome assembly. NCBI's taxonomy places the organism in Eukaryota, Viridiplantae, Streptophyta, Magnoliopsida, Malpighiales, Linaceae.